UACUUUUUUCAUAUAAGAAGUGAAAAUCCUUGGGGCAUUUUGAUUUCUCUUCAUUCCUAUUGUAGUCAUGGGGUCCUUCUUUAUUACCAACUUCGUCUUGCUCAUGAUAUACUCAACAUCUUUCAUAACAACUUCUUCAUUUAAUUCUUCAUCAACUUUGAACACUACUCAUAUUUCUUCUCUACAAUCCUUGUGCAAAUCCACUCCAUAUCCACAAUCUUGUUUCAACGCACACAAAUUAUCAAUCUCCAUUAACAUCAGCCCAAACAUCUUAAAAGUUCUCCUACAAUCUCUUCAAUCAGCCUUAUUAGGAACAGGACAUCUCACAACCUUAUUUUCCUCAGCUUCAAGCUCAAAUCUUGUCGAAAAACGAAUAGGUAUUAUUCAAGAUUGUAAAGAACUCCAUCAAACUACAAUAUCUUCAUUGAAAAGAUCUCUAUCGAAGAUCAACACUGGCUUGACUAACUCCAAGAAUUUAGCUGACGCGAAAGCGUUUCUCAGUGCAGCACUGACUAACAAAGCUACUUGCCUAGAAGGCUUAGAUUCCAGUACUGGGUCGUUGAAAUCUACGUUGAUUAAUACUCUGAGCAGUACUUACGAGCAUGUUAGUAAUUCUCUGUCGAUGCUCUCAAAGUUCUCUGUUAAAAAACAGGGGAAUGGAAAUAGGGGGCGCCGGCUCUUGUCGUUGGGUGUGCCGAGUAGGAGCGGAUCCAAAGCUUUAGGAACUCAUAAACUUCAAAUUCUGCCGAGGUGGCUGUCUCGGAAGGAUAGGCACAUAUUGCAGAGCGAUGACAAUUAUGAUCAAAAUGAUGAUUUGACAUUUACAGUGGCAGCUGAUGGAAGUGGAAAUUUCACUACCAUAAGUGAAGCUAUUAACUUUGCACCAAAUAAUAGUGAUGAUAGGAUCUUUAUCUAUGUAAAAGAAGGGGUUUAUCAAGAAAAUGUUGAAAUUCCAAUUUGGAAGCCUAACAUUGUUCUUCUUGGAGAUGGAAGUGAUAUUACUGUGGUUACUGGUAAUAGAAGUGUUGUUGAUGGUUGGACUACUUUCAGAUCUGCCACUGUAGCUGUAUCCGGUGGAGGGUUCUUGGCUCGCGACAUUACUUUUGAGAACACAGCUGGACCCGAAAAGCACCAAGCAGUUGCGCUUCGUAUCAAUGCAGACUUAGCAGCCAUCUAUCGUUGCACCAUAACUGGUUACCAGGACACCUUAUACGCCCACUCAUUCCGACAAUUUUACAGAGAAUGCGACAUUUAUGGUACAGUAGAUUACAUUUUCGGAAAUGCAGCUGUUGUUUUCCAAGGUUGUAACAUUGUGUCAAGGUUGCCAAUGCCUGGCCAAUUCACCGUAAUUACAGCCCAAUCGCGCGAUUCCCCUGAUGAGUAUACCGGAAUCUCUAUACAAAAUUGUUCAAUUUUAGCCACUGAGGAUUUGUACUCUAAUUCCAGUAGUGUCAAUAGUUACCUAGGAAGACCAUGGAGAAAUUAUUCGCGAACGGUAUACCUCGAGUCAUACAUAGACGGUUUUAUUAAUCCAAAGGGGUGGAAAGAGUGGUCGGCAAAUCAAAGUUUGGAUACAUUAUACUACGGAGAGUACGAAAACAGUGGUCCUUCAUCAGGGACCGAUAAUCGAGUUACAUGGUCAGGUUAUCACAUAAUGGACUAUUAUGAUGCUGCAAAUUUCACGGUGUCGGAGUUUAUUACUGCAGAAGAAUGGUUAGAUUCUACUUCUUUUCCUUAUGAUGAUGGGGUGUAAGGAUAGUGUAUUCCUCCCACUUUUAAUAUAGCUCUCAAUUUCAACUUACUGAUAAAGCUGCUUUUGCAGCAUUGUAACAUGCUAGUGUUGUUAAUGGAUGAAAAUUACAUGUGCACAUUGGUUGCUUAAAUAA
Messenger RNA from Lycium barbarum (goji berry), 1886 nucleotides. RefSeq names its product probable pectinesterase/pectinesterase inhibitor 12. The coding region runs from base 68 to 1753 and encodes 561 amino acids. Gene Ontology annotation, molecular function: pectinesterase inhibitor activity; pectinesterase activity. Gene Ontology annotation, biological process: cell wall modification. NCBI's taxonomy places the organism in Eukaryota, Viridiplantae, Streptophyta, Magnoliopsida, Solanales, Solanaceae. The record is from RefSeq and is a predicted model, not a curated record. The transcript is spliced from 3 exons.